Messenger RNA from Arabidopsis arenosa, 2668 nucleotides. The record is from the annotation of a GenBank genome assembly. NCBI's taxonomy places the organism in Eukaryota, Viridiplantae, Streptophyta, Magnoliopsida, Brassicales, Brassicaceae.
ACAGUGAAACUAAAAACUAAAAAGAUUAGAUUUCAGACAAAGAUUUUCUCGAGAUCGGAGAAUAAGAAAAAUGAAGUUCGGGAAAGAGUUCUCGUCGCAAAUGGUGCCGGAAUGGCAUGAAGCUUACAUGGAUUAUGAUUACCUCAAAUCUCAACUUAAAGAAAUCAUUAAAUUCAAACGCAAAACCAAUCCUCACGGUGGUCAUCAUCCUCAUCAUCAUCAUCACUUACUUCACCGGAAAAUGACUCUUCACCGAGCAUUCAGUGGUUUAGUCUCCACGUCGCCGAAAAAAAAGAAACAACACCACGGACACGGCGGAGGACACGGACACAACGGUGCUGGUCAGAUCGGACAUUUCUCAGAUUCUGAUGAUGACAUCGAGGAAGGAAUUAAACAUGUCACUGCGCCGAUUCUAAUAAACUCGGCGAGUCAUGGAUACGAGACAACGUUUUUAAUGGCGUCGGAGGAAGGAGGAGAGUACGAGACGGUGUUUUUCCGGCGGUUAGAUGAUGAAUUCAAUAAAGUAGAGAAAUUUUAUAAAGAGAAAGUUGAGGAAGUUAUGAAAGAAGCUGUGAUGCUUGAGAAGCAAAUGGAUGCUUUAAUUGCGUUUAGGGUUAAAGUUGAGCAUCCUGAUGGUUGGCCAUGGGAGGAACGUACGGUGGAGAUGACUCGAUUAGCUUCUGAUGUUGCUAUUUCUGCGGCGGCCGUCGCUGCUUCUACUCCCGCCGGUGCUAGAUCCAUGAAGGUUGGAGCUCAAGCUCACAUGGAGGCGAUACAGGAAGGAGGAUCAAGCAAAGCUGGUAAAUCCUCUGACGAAGAGGAUGAUGAAAAUGACGAUGAUGCAGAGAAAGAAGAAGAUAGCGGCGUCUCCGGCGAAGUGGCCGGUGACGUGAGAAAGAUGAAAGCUGCGAGGCUACCUCCGAUUGAGGUUUUGGAUCGUGUCAAGUUCAACCAUACGAAGGAAACACCACGAUCCACCAUUAAAAGUGUUCUCCAAGCCUCGAAUUUGACGGAGCUUAAAUUUAGCAGAGAGAAUCUGAGGAAAGUCGAAGCUAAGCUCAGACGAGCCUUCGUUGAGUUUUACCAGAAGCUUCGGCUACUCAAAAGCUACAGCUUUUUGAAUGAAUUAGCGUUUUCGAAGAUAUUGAAGAAGUAUGAUAAGAUAACUUCAAGGCAUGCUUCAAAGUCUUACAUGAAAAUGAUUGAUAACUCUUACCUUGGAAGCUCUGAUGAUGUUACGAGACUCGUGGAGCGUGUUGAAGCUACAUUUAUAAAGCAUUUUGCGAAUGCUAACAGGAGAAAAGGAAUGAACAUCUUGAGACCGAAAGCUAAACGAGAGAGACAUCGAAUUACAUUCUCCACAGGUUUCUUGGGUGGAUGUGUGUUUUCUCUAGUAGUGGCUCUAUUCGCGAUCAUACGAACCCGAAACAUUUUGCAGGAGGAAGGCCAGAAACAGUACAUGAACACUAUGUUUCCUCUUUACAAUUUGUUCGGGUUCAUCGUUCUGCACAUACUUAUGUAUGCUGGUAACAUAUACUAUUGGAGGCGGUAUCGAGUGAAUUACUCUUUCAUUUUUGGGUUCAAGCACGGUACUGAACUUGGUUAUAGACAAGUUCUAUUUGUGGGAUUAAGCAUUGGAGUCUUUGCACUUCUUUGUAUUCUUGCCAAUCUUGACAUGGAGGUUGACCCCGAAACUAAAGAUUACCAAGCAUUAACUGAACUUCUUCCUCUUUUCCUGCUCACUGCUAUGUUUGUAGUUCUAGUCUUACCAUUCAACAUCUUCUACCGCUCGAGUCGCUUCUUCUUCCUCACAUGCCUCUUUCAUUGCCUUGCUGCUCCUCUUUACAAGGUAACUUUACCUGAUUUCUUGGUGGGUGAUCAGUUAACAAGUCAGGUGCAAGCUCUUCGGAGCAUCCAAUUUUACAUAUGUCACUACGGUUGGGGAGAUUACAAACAUAGAAUAAACACUUGCACAGAGUUAGAUGCCUACAAUGCUUUCUUAUUCAUUGUUGCUGUCAUCCCAUACGUCUCUCGUCUCCUUCAGUGCUUGAGGCGACUGUUUGAAGAGAAAAAUCCAGAACAAGGAUACAAUGGCCUCAAGUACUUCUUGACUAUAGUGGCCGUCUGCUUGAGAACGACUUACAGUGUCGACAAGGAUAAUCAAUUUGCCUGGAGAAUAUUAGCUGGGAUCUUCUCAGCUAUUGCUGCCAUUUUCUGUACUUAUUGGGACUUAGUCUAUGACUGGGGUCUUCUAAACAGAACAUCUAAGAACCCUUGGCUCCGUGAUAAACUCCUUGUCCCGCAGAAGAAAGUAUACUUUAUCGCAAUGAUCUUGAACAUCUUGCUCAGAUUCGCGUGGCUUCAGACCGUGCUGGAUUUCAAUUUCUCCUUUAUGCACAGACAGACGAUGGUUGCUGUUGUUGCCAGUCUAGAGAUUAUCCGCCGUGGGAUAUGGAAUUUCUUCAGGUUAGAGAACGAGCAUUUGAACAAUGUUGGGAAGUAUCGAGCAUUCAAGACGGUUCCAUUACCGUUUAACUACGACGAGGAUGACGACAAAGGCAACUAGUUUUUUCAGUUUUCUAGUCUUAGAUUAUGUAAAGUCGGAUUCUCAUCCACAUCGAGUAGGGGGAAGAGAAGGAUUGGAUUAGACUAAAGCUGGUUCAUUGAG